AUGAUCUUCACAGACUUGUACAAGUCGCCCAAGUCGCCCUUAGCCCGAUUACGUCACUCGCAUAACACCCAACUCUCCGUGCUUUCUGCGGACUAUGACCCCGACUUGACCAGCAAGGAUAAGACCAAGCAGAAGGAAGCCGUCAAGAAGCACCUGCAGUCCAAGGUCCGCAACGACUGGUCUUUCACUUGGCCACCGGCGGAGCACGCGGGCUCCUCACCCGCCGAGGACGAGCCACAACAGCCGGGAGCCACCGAGGACGCACCAGCGGUUGAGGACCUCGAAGGCUUCCUCGAGGUCGCUUCAGAUGGCCCUGACCCUGACGGCCAGGCAGAGUAUGGCCAGGAUACUGACAGGGACUCGGCCGAGGACACAGAUUCCGACACAGAUUCUAUCUACAGCACCAUAAUAGAAGACCCCAUCCACUGGCGACCGAGGUUGGAAUGGGCGUCGGAGCUCUCUGAAGAUGAGUUGCCCCAUAGCUCUUCGUCACCCUUCAAGUUUGAUACCCCGGAUUCAAUCGGCCAAGCCGUUAAUGCGUCCAACAUCGCCGGCAAAACCCGCAGGCGCAGAGAGAUUCGGAAGGAGGCAGCAUGGAAUGAUGGCCUCGCAUGCUUCGAGGCCAGGAGGAACGCCUGGACCCAGGCGAAGGUGGCUCGAGCCCGCCCGAAGCCGCCGUCUCCAGUGUCGCCGUCCUCGCCUAGGAAAGGCCUUUUCUGGCGGACGCAUACCAACACGUCGUCCAAUGCCGGCCAGACAGCCGCUUUGCCGGCCUCUGUGACUUCGCCCCUGACGCCAAUCACGACGCCAAUCACGACGACAAACUCACACCCAGACACCGCCCAGGCACAUCCUGGCAGCGGAGGCAGCGGCAACUCCACGCCCAACGACAACCUGUCACCAAAGACAUCGCGCAGCGAUCACCUCCACAAUGAGCCAUUGCAACCCGAGCAAUUGCCUGUCGAGACGCUGCUCCCAAUCGCCCCGCCCCUCCUGCCGCCCGCAAAUCCGAUGCGCGCCAGCAUAACCCCGGCUCUGUACGGCUCAAUCUAUGAAAAGGUUGUGGUGCACAGCCUGCAGCCGUCCUGUCCCAUAAAUCUAGGAGACAUGGUGCGUGCGUGCGUGGCAGGGUGGAAGCGCGACGGUGAGUGGCCACCCCGGGUCACGGGCCCCGAGCCCGCCGCCCUGGUUGCAGUCAAGAGAAGGAAGUCAGCAACGACCGCGACAGCCGUGCCGCCGAGCCCGGCCGGGUUUGCUGCCAUCAAUGGUUCUGGCGCGUCCGGGCGGAAGCUGAGCUUCUCCUUAUUAGGCGGGCAUGGGCAUGGUGGCGAGAAGGGGAGAAGGGAGAGUCUGGCCGAGGAAGGGAGCGGCGGGUCGGCAACGGGCAAAGCCCUCAGGAGGAGCCUCCAGAAGGUCCUGGGGAUUGGGCAUGGACAGCAUCCUAAUCAGCCUGUCGAUGGCAGUGCCAUUGUCCAGGAGCACUAA
Molecule: messenger RNA, 1485 nt
Organism: Diaporthe citri
Lineage: Eukaryota; Fungi; Ascomycota; Sordariomycetes; Diaporthales; Diaporthaceae
Exons: 1
Coding region: 1-1485 (494 amino acids)
Source: RefSeq, a predicted model, not a curated record